Cercopithifilaria johnstoni is the source of this 936-nucleotide messenger RNA. The record is from the annotation of a GenBank genome assembly. NCBI's taxonomy places the organism in Eukaryota, Metazoa, Nematoda, Chromadorea, Rhabditida, Onchocercidae.
AUGCACUUCAAUUUACCGCGGUCGGAAGUGAGUGAAGAGCGAAUGGAACUACCGGAUUCAAUAAUGGCGAGUGGUGAACAAAAAUUACAGAAUCCUGUAUUUCCAAAAAAAAUAUGGAUGAAAAGACAUAUAAUGGAUCAGACGGAUGAAAAGCUGAGUGGUUAUUCGGAAUGCAACAAAACUAUCUCUCAAUCAUCCGAUUUGCAAAAGAAUUUGAUAAAUCGUGCCGGUAAAAAGCCGUACAAUUGUUCUGAAUGUGGAAAACGUUUCUCUCAUUCAUCGGCUUUUAAAGCACAUAUGAGGAUUCAUACCGGUGAAAAGCCGCACAAUUGUUCAGAAUGUGGAAAACGUUUCUCUCAUUCAUUUGCUUUUAAAACACAUAUGAGGAUUCAUACUGGUGAAAAGCCAUACAAUUGUUCAGAAUGUGGAAAACGUUUCGCUCAUUUAUCGAGUUUUAGAGAACAUAUGAGGAUCCACACCGGUGAAAAGCCGUAUAAUUGUUCGGAAUGUGGAAAACAUUUCUGUGAUCGAUCGACUUUUAAAAGACAUAUGAGGAUUCAUAACGGUAAAAAGCCGUACAAUUGUUCAGAUUGUGGAAAACGUUUUGCUCAUUCAUCGACUUUUAAAAGACAUAUGAGGGUUCAUACCGGUGAAAAGCCGUACAAUUGUUUAGAAUGUGGAAAAUGUUUCACUGAUUUAUCGGGUUUAAAAACACAUAUAAGGAUUCAUACUGGUGAAAAGCCGUACAAUUGUUCAGAAUGUAGAAAGCGUUUCUCCUAUUUACGGUCAUUUAAAAGACAUAUGCGGAUUCAUACCGAUGAAAAGCCGCAUACCUGUUCCGUAUGCGAGAAAAGAUUUUCUCGACAAAGUGUUUUGAAUAAACACAUGAAAAUUCAUCGCAAUUGGAUUGUAUGCAACCAAAGCAAUUCAUUAUGA